AUGAAAUUCUACGUGAUUUCUGCUAUUCUCGUCUUCCGCAUCGUCGAUGCCAAAGAGGUAAGUUGUUUUGAAAUAGGUUUUAGUGUUAUUAAAAAUCAAAAGCUUAAAAAAGAACAGCUUGUCUGAAAAAAAGCUUGAAAAAGCUUUCCUUUUUUUUUCAAAUCUGAACCAGCAAACUAUAUUGAGAUUGGUUACCCAAGAAACUGAAGUUCAAGCUUUUCUUCAAUAAAUAAAUAUUUAUGAUGUUAAAAUCUUCAAGAGGCUAAACAUACUUUUGGAUAUAUUGAGCGUAGUUCAUGAUGAAAUAAUUCCUAGGGAGUUCCGGUUAAUGCUACCGUAAGCAUGACCAUCAGCCCAUCUUCAAACACGACGACAUCCGCAAUCGAUCGUAGUGAGCCGAUCAUAGAAGUGAAGCGUGCGAUUGAAGAAAAAGAAUUAGUAGAGAAGAACAAGAUCGACGAGGUCAAGGAGGAACUCGACAAAGCUGUGAGUGCUGAAACUUUUCAGAAACCGGAGCCAUCUCGGCAAAAAUGUGGUCUUCAAUCAAAAAUAAUUUCAGAGCCGAUUUAAUAUAAUUAAUCAAAAAUUAGAUAUAGUCAAUGUUCCCCGACUUGAAAGGCGAGGAAGGCGGGGCAGGGGGCGUGACGCGUAGCGUGUGCGUUCGCGGUCUUUGACACGUGUUCAAUUCAACCGCCAUCGACUCUUUGAAAAUCCCGUUUUUCGCUCUUUUCAUUCCUUUUUCAAUUAUUUAUUGAUUAUGUUAAUGUGUGCAUCAAAAAAUAGUAGAAAACAUUGAAAAAGACCGGUUGCCGAGCUUUUUGAAUAGUCGGUGGCAAUUGAACUGAACACGUGCCAGGGACCGCGAACGAACACGCUACGCGUCCCGCCCCUUGCCCCGCCCCCUCGCUUUUAAAAAUCGGGAAACAUUGACUAUACGACAGGAUCCGAAAAUGUGGCAGCUUUUUCGGAGCUUGUUCAUUUCGAAAUCAAACCUGAUCAUUACGGUCAAUUUUUGCCACUAGAAAAUCUGGACUCACAUUUCCACUGAGUCAAGCGUUGUAAAAAUUCAAUAAGUACGUUUUAUACGGAUUAAUAAAAAGGCAUAAAAACGAAUGAAAAUCUUGAAAAAAAAUUCAGUAAAAAAGCUGAACUUUUUAUUUUUCAAGUCUUCCAGGUGCACAGUUUGAACAAAACAAUUCAAGCGAAAGGCGACGAAGUCAAUGGUGCUGUCGCCGGUGUAUCAAAGGUACGGAAAUUCCGUCUAUGCUUCAAAAAAACACCUUGUUCGUGCAACUUACCAUUGAAAAAUUUGAGAAUAUUCUGCAUUGUGCUAAGUUUCAGCAAAAAGAAAUCGUAUUUGGGGAUUAAAAAGUUACUCAUAUCUAGGCUCACAGAACCACUUUUUCAACUUUAAAAUCAAAAUAAUAGAUAAAAAAACAGAACUCAUGAUAAAAAAACUUCGAGUUAGUUUUUUUGAAGAAAAUUAAUAUCAAGAGUUUAGUCCUUGGAGUCAUGUGUCUCUGUCGACUGCAACAACCGUGGAACCUGCCUUGGAACCAAGAGAAACUUUUUAUGCGCCUGCCAACUCGGAUAUUCUGGCAAAACUUGUGAAGAAAGUGAGUAUCUCAACUCGAUCAGUUGAAGCUGAACAGAAAGCUUAUCUUACAAGUCUUUAUUUGGAUAGCUUUCAGAAGCUAUUAGCCGAUUUCAAAAGUUUUAAAAAACGAAAAUUUCAAACAAAAAAUCAGUUAAAUCUUUCAAUGAUGAUCAUACAGUGUUGAGAGUUGCAGCCGUGUGUGACUCGCGACGCGAUUGUAAUGGCCGCGGACUCUGUUUCGGUACGACCAACACCUUGACUUGCCUCUGCAACCUCGGUUUCACCGGUCCCCGUUGUGAAACUCUGAUUUAA
Caenorhabditis auriculariae is the source of this 1909-nucleotide messenger RNA. NCBI's taxonomy places the organism in Eukaryota, Metazoa, Nematoda, Chromadorea, Rhabditida, Rhabditidae. The record is from the annotation of a GenBank genome assembly.